Messenger RNA from Rhincodon typus (whale shark), 2449 nucleotides. RefSeq names its product proto-oncogene tyrosine-protein kinase Yrk. The annotation marks the transcript as partial. Gene Ontology annotation, cellular component: extrinsic component of cytoplasmic side of plasma membrane. Gene Ontology annotation, molecular function: signaling receptor binding; ATP binding; non-membrane spanning protein tyrosine kinase activity. NCBI's taxonomy places the organism in Eukaryota, Metazoa, Chordata, Chondrichthyes, Orectolobiformes, Rhincodontidae. The record is from RefSeq and is a predicted model, not a curated record. Gene Ontology annotation, biological process: cell differentiation; cell surface receptor protein tyrosine kinase signaling pathway; protein phosphorylation. The transcript has 5 exons.
CACUGGCCGGCCAUAGGAACGUGGAACGGCACCACAAAGGUUGCAGUGAAGACUCUGAAACCCGGCACUAUGUCACCUGAAGCAUUUCUUGAGGAAGCCCAAAUAAUGAAGAGACUGAGACAUGACAAAUUGGUUCAGCUUUACGCAGUGGUUUCUGAGGAACCCAUCUACAUCGUCACGGAAUUCAUGACUCAAGGAAGCUUACUGGAUUUUCUAAAGGAUGGUGAUGGAAGGAUAUUAAAACUACCACAGCUUGUCGACAUGGCAGCACAGAUUGCAGCAGGAAUGGCCUAUAUCGAGAGAAUGAAUUACAUUCACAGAGAUUUAAGGGCUGCUAAUAUUCUUGUAGGAGAAAAUCUUGUGUGUAAGAUUGCAGAUUUCGGGCUGGCAAGACUUAUUGAAGACAAUGAAUACACAGCCCGACAAGGGGCCAAGUUCCCAAUAAAAUGGACAGCGCCUGAAGCUGCUCUUUAUGGAAAGUUUACAAUCAAGUCGGAUGUGUGGUCAUUUGGGAUUCUGUUGAUAGAGCUGGUUACCAAAGGAAGAGUUCCAUAUCCAGGAAUGAACAAUCGUGAAGUUUUGGAGCAGGUGGAGCGAGGAUAUCGAAUGCCGUGUCCGAAUGCCUGUCCAGGUUCUCUUCAUGACCUGAUGAUCCAGUGCUGGAAGAAAGACCCAGAAGAAAGGCCAACGUUUGAAUAUUUACAGUCCUUCCUCGAGGACUACUUCACAGCAACAGAACCCCAGUACCAGCCUGGGGAAAACCUGUAGAUCCCCCUGGCAACUGGAACACUCCUUAACCAAUGACAAACUAUAUUUCUGAUCAACCGUGUUCCAAGGUUGCUGAACCUGGAGCCUGUGCUGUAAUGUAUUCACAGCCUAAACCCUGAAGGAACACAUCGAGUGUGACAGCAACUGUUACACACUUCCGAUUAACAGAACACCCAAAUAGUUUUGGGGUUAACGGCCUCCGCUUUCUUUGCCGCAAUUAAUUUUUCUCUCAUUUUUUUUAAAGGCAGAACUCAGCAAAAUGGUUCCAGAGUCGGGGUGGGUGUGCAGGGAAUUGUGGCAGAGAUGUACUGAUGUUGUUCAGCGGUGUUGGGCUCCAGACACUGGAUUUUCCAUCAACUUGACAAGGUCUGUCAGCAGAACCCAGAGCAUAGCCAUUGCUUGUGGUUUCCAGCCAGUGAUUCAGCGUGUUGCUGUCAAACACACUGUGUAGGAAGGCGACUGAUCUGCUAGGCUUAUUUAACAACGUUGCAUUGGACUGUGCAAAUUCUUUUCCUUCUUAAUUAAUAUUUCACUGAGCUAUUCUAUUUGAUUUACCAUAUUUCCAGAAAUAUUUUACUCUGAGAUUUGUACAAUUUUAUAGGCCCAAAUCCAAGGACACACAUUUUAAAAAGAUAAAUUUUAUACACUGGCAUAAGGCCAGCAAAGGUGGUCAAGUUUAGUCACUGAAUAACAUUUACUUACACUGUAAAUACAAUCUGUUUAGUACCAGUGUCAACAUAAGAGUAAUAAAGAAGGAGCACAAUUGAUUAAUUUACAUGACAUGGUAUAGGAGAAUGUGACACUAUGAAGUUUAACUCUCUGGGUAUUUGUGAACAGGGCAAUAAAUUUUUUGGAUGAAUAUCUGAAAAGAUAGUGAUGUACUGGGCUGGCCUAAAUAUUGGGGUGCUGUCAUUUGGAGGAUCUGCUCCCAGAAGAGAAACUGUGUCACAUCAAUAUCAAACAUGACAGUGAUCCCUCCAUAUUGGUGACCUUAAAACUCCUGCUUUCCGGCCAUCAAGCGUCCUGACUGAAAGGUGUGGUGUGAGCAUUACUGCUGUCACUGUGCUCGCAGCUUCUGAUGAGCUGGACGCAGUCAAUCAGCCCCUGAGCAAAAUCCUCAAAUACAUCGAGACAACACUGGUACUGUGCGACAACCAUUGCCUUCAGAGAAAGGCUUACAUUACAGAAAAUAUAAGGCCAAGCCAUCAGCAGGGCUGGCCAUCUUCAAUCUAACCCGAGAUGAUAGGACUGCGACCAUUUGGAGAACUGAAAUGUGUUCCCCAAUUUCUUUGAUGAAGAUCAGCUUGUUUGGAAUAACCAAGAAGCUUCAGGUUCAGAAUCUAAUCUAAUCUGGGUUUAAUUUUUUUUAACAGAACGUUCAACUGUGCUUUAUUUAAAUGUUUUUCACCUUUCUAACAUGAUCAGGAUUGUUAAUCUGAUUGUUAUUUUGUCAUUGUUUCUGGUGCAAAUUACUGAAGCUUACGUUUUUGCUCGCUCUAAAAUCUGCAUUAUUUCUUAACAUGUCAUAGAAUAGAGACACUUUCAGUGGAAUUUCUUUCCAAAAAAAGCUUUGUACAGCUUUUGCUGCGCAUAAUGUAAAUUUGUUACUUUGGCGUGUUCACAAGUGACUCAAUUGCAACAAAAUACAAUUGAAUUAAAAUUACUUUUACAGGCAACCUCA